AUGGGUAUUGGCGCAUUCGCAGAGCCUCUUGUGGUGGUCACACUGCUGUUUGGCGGUGUAUAUGUGAACCGAAACACUAAUUACAAGCUAUUUGGAAAGAAUGGUCGUGGUUGGGAAGAGAAACGAUUUGAUCAUGGUCGCGACGAAACUCCUACUGGGUCUGAAUGGCCCUCUCCACGGUCCUCUGCCGAUACUUUACUCGAGGAAGCUGUAAGCCUCACGCAGUCCGAGCCAACAUGGAGGAAGCGAGAGAUUUCUCUAUGGAGACUUCGCUUUGAGGUGACAUCGCCCAACACUGCGGUUUUCCAAGACUAUUUCCUAAGCCAACUGCUCCGCAAGCUUCCAUUCCUGGCCGAGUGCUGGUACUGGGCUCUGAUAUAUUGGGUUUACCAAGUCGGAAGAGCGAUCAGCGCACUCACCCUCGACGAAAAGACAGUUGAUGUGGCUCGACACCACGCUUUGCAGGUGAUCGCCUUGGAAAAGCGACUCAAGAUUUUCUGGGAACCAUAUAUCCAAUCGGUGUUUAUGCAACACGAGACAAUGAUGCACUGGAUCAACAGGAUAUACUCUUACAUCCACAUCCCUGGAACCAUCUUCUUUUUAGUGUUCCUAUACUUCUACACAAUUACUCGCAAGCGAACCGAUGAGAGACAACUCAGUGGAGACUUGAGUGGCCAAGCAGGCUCCAACACUGGCGCCGCAUUGUACCAGGCCAGGCGACGGACCAUGGCCAUGUGCAAUCUUCUCGCCUUUAUCGUCUUCACUGCUUGGCCAUGCAUGCCACCCCGACUGCUGAGCGAUCCCAAUCCUACAGGAGCCGAGGCCGAGCUUGGUCGAACAUAUGGCUUUGUCGAUACUGUGCACGGAAAGGGUGGUGAAAGCAGUGUCUGGACACAAAAUAAGUUCUGCAACCAAUAUGCCGCCAUGCCCUCCCUGCACUUUGGUUACUCUCUCAUGAUCGGACUGACUAUUUCCAUGCUCCCGUUAGCGCCCCAGCAUCGUGUUCCAAUGUCACUGCGGGUUGCUGGCCUACACUUGAGAUUUCCUUCUCUUCGCCGCAUGCUAUGUGUUGCAGCAGGAUUUCUCUACCCAUUCAUUAUCCUUAUCGCUAUUGUGUCAACCGCCAACCACUUUAUCCUUGACGCCGUUGCGGGAGCAUGCGUUUGUGCCCUGGGAUGGUGGGGAAAUCGGUUUCUCUUGAAUUUGUUGCCACUCGAAGACUACUUCUUGUGGUGUUGCCGCCUUCACAGACCCAUGUAG
Molecule: messenger RNA, 1260 nt
Organism: Pestalotiopsis fici W106-1
Lineage: Eukaryota; Fungi; Ascomycota; Sordariomycetes; Amphisphaeriales; Sporocadaceae
Exons: 3
Coding region: 1-1260 (419 amino acids)
Biological process (GO): inositol phosphoceramide metabolic process; sphingolipid biosynthetic process
Cellular component (GO): inositol phosphoceramide synthase complex
Molecular function (GO): inositol phosphoceramide synthase activity
Source: RefSeq, a predicted model, not a curated record